GAAAUGUGUUAAGUCUUCGUUGAAGUGCCGAAGAGACGAGUCCAUGAGAAUUCCUAGUCAUUUUCCGUCUAUUUUUAUUUUUGAUUUAGUUUUUGUUGGUCUUCGCAGCAGAUUGAAACAAACCUGUGUGCCUGGGCAUGUAUUACAGUCUUCUCUUGGCUUCGGCGCUGUUGUUUUUUUGCACACCGUCAGGUGAAUCCACCGAGAGCGGUUCUCCACAGAACCUUCAUGGUCCGGUGAAGAUCCGGGUCUUGACCGGUAGUUUCGCAGUUCUACCCUGUGCGUUCAACACCACCAGCAGUCCUGGCUUCCCGACGGCAGUGGAGUGGUCCAAGAAAGACCUGAAGGACGACAUCGUCUUUUUGUACCGCGAUGGCCGUGAAACGCACGAGCUGAAGAACCCCGCCUUCGAGUACAGGACGAACUUCAUCCUGAAGGUGCCGAAAUACGGAAACGUCUCCCUGAGGAUCUCAGAUGUGCGGCUGUCUGAUGCUGGGACUUACUUGUGCAAAAAGCUGUGGAAGAGUUCGCUUCGUGACAUCACAACGGUGGAACUCGAAGUGGCUGCGGUUUCUGAGCCAAGACUCUCAGUGGUUUCUGGGGGGCGUGCCGGCGUGACUGUGCAGUGUGAGGUGGGCUGCUGGCUGCCCGAACCUGAGAUCAGGCUUCUGGAUGAUCGAGGAAAUGAGCUCCCUGCUGAGAACAAGGAAAAAGGAGAAAAAACAGCUGUUGGAUGUUACACGGUGAAACGAAGAGUGACCCUCCAAGAUGCAACCAGCAGUGUCCGCUGCGAAGUUUGGGAAUCACAGUUCAACCAGUCCAAGGACACGAAAAUCAACUUACCAGACAACUGCCUGGCAUCCUCCGUUCUGCUGUUGAUCAUCGGGUGGACUCUUUUUGGCAUACUGGCGUGUGCAGUAUGUGUCGUGUGCCUCUGGAAGAAAUUCUGCAAAAGCGUCUUGUGUCUUUGUCUUCACGCAGGAAAUGAACGGAAACUUCCGGUGAUUCGGCACUCUUCCAGUGAAAGUAUUGUCAUUGGUAAAUCUGAAAAGCAGUCGCUACUGGAGCAAAACCACAUUGUUGAUCUGCUGACCAAGGAGAACGAGAAGCUCAAGUCAGAGCUUCAGAAGGCCAACAACCGGCUGCAGAGAAGAGACAAACCUCAACGUGGUCUAGCUGACAAACAAAAGGUUGUUUGCCAGCAAGACCAACCAACGGUUAACUCUUCAACACCUUGUGACAAACGUCCAACAUUACCCAACCAACCCCCAUGCAUGCGUUCAAAACCCGCAGUCCAAAGGCAGAAUAGCAAUCCCGGACCCCCCCGCCCAAUCCAAACAACCCGUCGCAACAUCAGUAGUCCGGAUCUGUACUCGGGUAACACUGCAGCAUCGUCCGUUUCUCCUUCAAGAGGCGUCACCGCACAGUCAAAACGACACCGUUCUAUGAGCGAAGGUUUCUCCAGUCGUGAUUCAUACCCCCGAAGGCCCCAGCGCAGACAGUCCUUUGGGACAUCAGUCCUGUCCAACAACCCGUACGGUCCACUAGACAAACUGAACGAAGAGUCUGACGGGUGAAUGUCUUGAGAGGAUAAGCCUGCUCAUUUAGCUUUGGGUGUUUUACUUGACAGAGCUGAAUUAGUUUUGGGGGUCCCCCCCUUUGUUGGUAAAUGGGUCACUGCCGUGAUGUCACCAGCCUGGGGGGUGUGGUUUUGUCAGACGGGAAGUUCAGAGCUGAGCGUGAGUCUGUCCAUCAGUUCUCAGGGGCACACAAUGCAACUGACACCGUUCUGCCUGACGCUGGCGUGUCUGCGAAUCAGCCCGGACACGUCCCAGUUCUAUCGCUACUCCUCCGUUUCCCUGAGCUGCGUCCAUCACUCCAACACGUCGGGCUGGAAGGUGAAGAGGAAUACCUCGGAGGGCGGAGUCACAAUGUGCUCCUCCAGCUGGGGCGCAACCUCCUCGGGCUCGACUUGCACCAUUGGAAACGUCUACUCACUGGACAGCGGCACCUACUGGUGUGAAUCUACAGACGGGCAACAGAGCAAUGGCAUCCACGUCAACGUCACAGACGGGUCUGUGAUCCUGGAGAGCCCGGCGCUACCGGUGGCCAUGGGAGCGACCUUGAUUCUGCGCUGCAGAGCUCAGGGGCACCCGCCCAACAGCCUGUUUCAUUUCUACAAAGAUGGCCGCCUGAUCAGCAGCGGCUCCUCGGAGAUGACCAUCUAUAACGUUUCCAAGUCCGAUGAGGGACUCUACAAGUGCCGCCUCUCUGGAGGCAACGAGUCACCGUCUAGCUGGCUGAACGUCGACGCGUCACAUCCUUCUUCAACCUCACAACCAUCUGCAGCUUCAUGUCCACGUUCUGUCCUUAGACUGAUGUGUCACCUGCUGGUGGGAAUUCCGUACCUGCUGUCCACCAUCUUACUUGCGCUCAUAUAUAGAGACAGGAAGAGAGCUCGGACAGUUCCAGACAGAAGAAGCAGCAAUGACGUCAUCAUGGAAAUAGUGGCUUAGAAGUUUGUUAUUUGUUUGUUUUGUUUUACCUACAUAGCUCACUGUGUCUGCGGUUUAUUGAAACAACAGCAGGAGGUUCAAUAGUUUGUCUCAUCGGCAGAGAUGAGUUCUGCAAUGACCAAGGCGAGAAACGUAAACACAUUUUUGAAGCAAUUCACUUCAAAUUUCUCCCGUCAACAUUGUGAAAAUUCUGAUUCAAACCAGACCGAAUGUCUUCACACUGUAAUUUCUGACUUUUUUCAGAAUUUUGCUGCAGUGGUGGAACGGUCUGUGCAGAGACUAUGCGAGCGUUAUUUCUCGGAACUGACAAAAACAGAGAGGAUGUUAAGCAUGAAACCACAAACAGGCUAGCAGACCGACGUAUAAAACAAAUAAAACACCUGGAGUGGAAACGAG
Messenger RNA from Solea senegalensis (Senegalese sole), 2912 nucleotides. RefSeq lists its product as uncharacterized. The transcript has 11 exons. Lineage: Eukaryota; Metazoa; Chordata; Actinopteri; Pleuronectiformes; Soleidae. The record is from RefSeq and is a predicted model, not a curated record.